This is a messenger RNA of Chaetomium globosum CBS 148.51, 207 nucleotides long. RefSeq lists its product as uncharacterized. The transcript is spliced from 2 exons. NCBI's taxonomy places the organism in Eukaryota, Fungi, Ascomycota, Sordariomycetes, Sordariales, Chaetomiaceae. Bases 1 to 207 code for a protein of 68 amino acids. The record is from RefSeq and is a predicted model, not a curated record.
AUGGUCCGAGGCUCAGUUUCCACGUACCGCCUGCGCAGCGACCUCCUCGAGGACUAUUUGCGGACUCAGUUCCCAGGCUACAGGUAUUUUGAUAUCCAAGUCGCCGUGGGUAGGGCUGAUUUUUCAUGGGAACCACAGAGCCAAAUCGAGUAUAUCGAUGAGUAUGUGAGGCUGAAUAGCGACGACGCGGACUUCCUUGGGGGUUGA